This is a messenger RNA of Morchella sextelata, 2778 nucleotides long. RefSeq lists its product as uncharacterized. Bases 1 to 2778 code for a protein of 925 amino acids. The transcript is spliced from 5 exons. Gene Ontology annotation, biological process: DNA integration. The record is from RefSeq and is a predicted model, not a curated record. Gene Ontology annotation, molecular function: nucleic acid binding. NCBI's taxonomy places the organism in Eukaryota, Fungi, Ascomycota, Pezizomycetes, Pezizales, Morchellaceae.
AUGAUGGAUGAGAAGUUCGCUAAUGAAAUGCUGCCUCGCCGCCCCUAUGACCAUAAGAUACCGCUUAAGGAAGGGAAAGAACCCCCGUUUGGGCCACUUUAUGGCUUCAUUCAGGUCAGCUCUUCACCUGCCGGUGCCCCUGUUCUAUUUGUUAAAAAAGCCGAUGGAAUACUCCGUCUCUGUGUCUAUUAUUGUGGCCUCAACAGACUCACUGUCAAAAACCGCUACCUGCUGCCGCUCAUCCGAGAAACUCUCGAUCGCCUCUACAAAGCCAAGUGGUACAUCAAACUUGACCUUCGCCAAGGGUAUAAUCAUGGACAAUUCGAAUAUACGGUGAUACCCUUCGGCCUUACCAAUGCGCCGGCCAUCUUCCAACACUUCAUUAAUGAUUGCGUCUGUGACUACCUUGAUAUGUUCUGUACAGCCUACCUUGACGAUAUUCUCAUCUUCAGCGACACCUUCGAGGAACAUCAAGUACACGUCGAAAAGGUCCUGGAAGCCCUACAAAGAAAUGGAAUACUGCUGAAACCAGAGAAAUGUGAAUUUCAUACACAAAGCACCACCUACCUCAGACUCAUUAUCGUACCCAAUAGUAUUAAAAUAGACCCGAAGAAAGUGGAGACAGUGAAGAAUUGGAUCAUCCCCAAAACAGUUAAGGAUGUGCAAGCAUUUCUAGGUUUCGUUAACUCUUAUCGCCGAUUCAUACGCAGAUUCUCGGAACUGGCUUCCCCCCUUACCAGACUGACACGUAAGGACAUAUCAUUUGAACGGACACCUAAAGCCCAAACUGCGUUCAACGCCCUGAAAGAGGCCUUUACAACGGCUCCCAUCCUUACCCAUUUCGACCUGGAGAAAGAAAUUACUGUGGAAACCGACGCAUCUGACUAUGUCGCUGCCGGUGUACUCUCCCAAUACGAUGAUAAUGGUACCCUUCGACCCGUCGCAUACUUCUCAAAAAAACAUUCUCCAGCCGAAUGCAACUAUGAGACUUACGACAAGGAAUUACUGGCGAUUAUUCGAUCAUUUGAGGAAUGGCGACCGGAACUUGAAGGGGCUACACACCCAAUCGCCGUCAUAUGCGAUCAUGAGAAUCUCGAAUACUUUAUGAGUACUAAACAACUCAACCGGAGACAAGCACGGUGGGCAGAAUAUCUGUCACGGUUUAAUUUUGUUAUCAAGUACCGACCAGGGAAACAAGGAGGGAAACCGGACGCGUUGACAAGAAGAUCAGGAGAUCUCCCUGGAGAGGGGGAUGAAAGACAGUUGCAUCAGAGCCAAGUUGUGUUGAAGAAGGAGAAUCUUGAUGCAAAGCUAAGUUUGUUGGCGGGUUCUUUCUCAAACGAACACGCUGAAAAGAACGCCUCACUGCAUGGAGUAUUCGAUGAAGGAUAUAGCGCUGACCCAUUUCCCGAAAAGAUACUGGAUAUGCGGAACAAAGGUGAACGACAAUCAAAGGACAUAUCACUCGCCGAAUGCACCGAGGUUGAAGGUCGAUUGCUUUACCGAGGCAGCAUAUAUGUCCCUAAUUACGAUCCUCUUAAGCUGCGAAUCCUGCAACUUUACCAUGACGCCGCCUCUGCUGGACACCCGGGACGUGAAAAAACAUUCGAACUCGUCAGUCGAGACUACUACUGGCCCCUUAUGAGAAAUUAUAUUGCCCGCUACAUUCGGAACUGCCACACCUAUCAACGAAGCAAACCCAAUACCCAUGGAAAACUCGGCGUACUUCGACCUUUACCGAUUCCCGAACAACCAUGGCAGGAGGUAUCAAUGGACUUCGUUACUGGCCUACCGGAGAGUGAAGGGUACGAUGCAAUUAUGGUAGUGGUUGACCGGUUAACAAAGAUGCGACAUCUCCUGCCCUGUAAUACUACUGUCAACUCCGAAGACGUCACCCAACUAUAUCUGCGAAAAUAUGGAAGCUCCACGGACUACCCACACAUGUCACCUCCGACCGCGGUUCUUUGUAAACACCUCGGCAUCGAAGCCACAAUGUCCACCGCUUUCCACCCGGAAACCGACGGCCAAACUAAAAGGCUGAAUGCUAUAAUGGAACAAUAUCUACGUGGAUAUGUCUCUUAUCAACAGGACGAUUGGGUAAAAUGGCUCCCUAUGGUAGAAUUCUCUGCCAACAAUCAGUUUACAGUGACGAUCAAAUCGCUUGACAGGACCCCACCAAGCCUCAAUGCUAAUGACUUCGCCUCGAAGAUGAAAGAACUCCACAAACAGCUACGUUCCAAUAUUAGCACGGCACAAGACCAACAAGAGCAGGCCUUUAAUGCCAAACGAACGCCGACUCCACAGUACGAUAUCGGCGAUAUGGUGUUUGUUUCAGUAAAAAACAUCCGAACCACCCGUAACUCUCGGAAGUUGAACUGGAAGAAACUGGGACCAUUCCCCGUCAAGGAAAUCAUAUCGCCAUAUGUGUACCGAGUCGACCUGCCUAGAAGUAUGAAAGUGCACCUCAUCUUCUAUGUAUCGUUGCUAGAUCCCGCUGCAAUCGACCCUGUCCCGGGGCAAACUCAACCACCACCCCCGCCUAUUAUCGUUGAACAGGAAGAGGAGUAUGCAGUUGAGGAAAUCUUGGACUCAAGAGAAACAAGAAACAACGGCUUGCAAUAUUUUGUUAAAUGGACAGGCUAUACCGACCCUACCUGGGAACCCGUCACAUACCACGAUAAUACCGCCGCCGUUGAUACCUUCCAUAUACGUCACCCUGCAAACCUGGACUGCUGGAAGGGAAGAUUAAGAUUAAGGCUCGCAGAAGAUCGCGCUUGA